This is a messenger RNA of Lagenorhynchus albirostris (white-beaked dolphin), 294 nucleotides long. Its product is annotated as A-kinase anchor protein 7 isoforms alpha and beta-like. NCBI's taxonomy places the organism in Eukaryota, Metazoa, Chordata, Mammalia, Artiodactyla, Delphinidae. The record is from RefSeq and is a predicted model, not a curated record. The coding region runs from base 1 to 294 and encodes 97 amino acids. The transcript is spliced from 2 exons. Gene Ontology annotation, cellular component: cytosol. Gene Ontology annotation, molecular function: protein kinase A regulatory subunit binding.
AUGGACCCCUCACAGUUGCAGACCACUGCCAAAUACCCCCUUUCAGUUGUGACUGGAAAACUGUGUCCACCUCUUGGAGACCCUCCAACACUAGCAGGUGAUAAGAAUGGAGGUGAGCCUGAUGAUGCUGAACUGGUAAGGCUCAGUAAGAGGCUGGUGGAGAAUGAGGUGCUCAAGGCUGUCCAGCAGUAUCUGGAAGAAACACAGAACAAAAACAAGCCAGGGGAUGGGAGCUCUGUGAAAACUGAAGAGGCUGAUAAGAAUGGCACUGACAGUGGCAAUAACAGGAAAUGA